CCUCCUUUCAAGCUAACUCAUACACACAAAUUCGCUCUUUGAUUUCACUCUCUAACUUUUUCUAGCUACCAUGGAAGUUCAUCAUGCUAAUUUAGAAGUAGUGAAUCUCGCAAGAACAGCAGCAGAAACCAUAAACAAGUUAGCCAACUGGGGUGAAUACUCUAAGCACCAUGGCUUGGGGCCUAAGGAAGGGGACGAACUCAUGAACGUCCUAGCUAAAAUCAACGGUCAGCUCGCGAAGGUAGCUAUGGAAAGAGCGGAAGCAAGUGGCCGAGACUUCGAGGCUGUGUUCGAGGAAACAAACCUCGAGUUCUUCUACAACGAGGCAAAGAUCAUGGCGACUGAUAUGCUGGUAGACCCCCGCGAACAGGCGAUGAAGCCAGUGGUUGUGUCCGAAGAAGAGAGGGGAGAAGUUUGCGGAGUUUGUCAGGAAGAAUUUGAGGUUGCGGAAGAAGUUCGUGCAACUGCAUGCAUGCAUAAGUUUCAUGGGUUAUGCUUGUGGAAGUGGUUAUAUGAUCAUAAGACUUGCCCUUUGUGUCGAGUUCCACUAUUGAUGUGAAGUUUAUUUGCUGUAAUUAUGAUGUUUUCUCAUCAAAUUUGUUAGUAGAUUAAGAGCUAAACUUUGUAUGUAAACAUUUUUUUAUUAGGGUUGAUUGUUAUUCUUUGUAAUCGAAAUCAUCUUCUUGAUCCAUUUAAUAAGAAACAAAGUUUGCGAUUUUGUAUUAUUA
Messenger RNA from Beta vulgaris subsp. vulgaris (sugar beet), 728 nucleotides. RefSeq names its product probable E3 ubiquitin-protein ligase XERICO. The record is from RefSeq and is a predicted model, not a curated record. Lineage: Eukaryota; Viridiplantae; Streptophyta; Magnoliopsida; Caryophyllales; Amaranthaceae. The transcript has a single exon. Bases 71 to 559 code for a protein of 162 amino acids.